CACCUCUUUUAGAGCAGAGAAGGGAGAAGAUUGGCAUUUGGCUCCAUCCUUGUUUCUCUUUGUGGAAUGCGAGAUAUGUCCAAAUAUGGAUAUCAAUGUUCUUCUCCCUUUUUUUAAAGGUUUAUUUUAUUUUCUGGUGAAGUGAUUGAAUUUACUCACUUGGUCAGAGGGGCUUCAGGAGCCAGCAGCAAGCAGCAGAAGAAAGAAAAAAAAGAAGAAAAAAGACAAGGAGAGGAGAGAGUCUCAGCCCGGAGCAAGCAGCAGCCAACAGCACGAAAAAAGCAGCCAAGAAUGAAAGCUAAGUUUCAUCGGCUUUUGGAGAAUUGAGAGCAAGCGAAUUGCCCCUUUACCAUUUCGAUUGUUCUUGGUUCACUUUUUUUUUUUUAACUCCUGAUCAUGCUCUACUUAGCAUCAGGAGUCCUUGAUCCCUCCGGCUGCAUUUUUUUUCUUGUGUGAAGCACGCAUUUCGACACUGAUAGACGCCAGGGUCCCAACAAAGACCUGAUCUGCUGCUGCUGCUACUGCUGCACAUACUACUGCUAUAUGUGUGUAUUUUGUGUGGAGUUUUUUUCUCCUUUUCCUUCUCUCCUUUUCCACUCCAAAAGCGGUCUGUGAGAGUGUGCAGUCCAAAUUUGCUGGAAGCACAAAACCUCUAGAGAGAGAGGGGAGGAGAGAGAGAGAGAGAGAGAGAGAGAAAUGGAGCAAGCCAUGGAUUAUACUUCCUUCUAUUUCCCCACAAGACAAAGGUUCUCCUAGUUUAGAACAAGAAGUGAGCAUUCGAGAGAGUGAUUUGAUCUUCUAUCUCCUCUCUGUCCAUCUACCUUGAUAUCAUCCUCUUAAGCUUUGCUUUGCUUUGCAGAAACACCCCAUAUCCAGAUCUCCAUCAUUUUUAUCAAUGAUCUGGAUGAAGCAAUGGGCUGCUGAAUUUGCUCAUGGGUAUUAGGCUCCGGAUCAAAUCGAGCAGGAAUAGAGAGAGGGAGAUCACUAGCACCAGGUAGCUAUGGAGUCCGAGGGACUUAGCCUCGGGACAUCGUCUUCCUCGGCGGCUCAGCAGCAAGAACACCAUCAGCAGGCAUCCAGCGCCAAAUCUCCCCAGGAGAAGAGGUCAGAUCAUCAGCAGCAGCCAUCCGUGGGGCGAGGAAAGAUCGAGAUUAAGCGAAUCGAAAACGCUACCAGCCGCCAAGUUACUUUCUCCAAGCGCCGCGGGGGCCUACUCAAGAAAGCACACGAGCUCUCAGUUCUAUGCGACGCUCAAGUUGCGCUCAUCAUCUUCUCCAGCACAGGGAAACUUUUCGAAUACGCCAGUACAAGUAUGAAGGAGAUAUUGGAUAGGUAUGGAAAGUACCCUGAGAGCGUCCAGGGCGGGAAUAUAGCAAGCCAGCACCACGACAGUGAUUACUUCAGCCGCGAAGUCAUAAGGUUGAAGCAGCAGCUGGAGCGCUCACAACAAACUCAAAGGCAUCUCUUGGGUGAUGAUCUCGCUCACUUGGCUCUCAAGGAUUUGCAAAGCCUGGAGCAGCAGCUGGAGCUUGGGCUCAACAGAAUACGUUCUCGAAAGUGUGCACUCUCCAUGCACCAGGAGCAAGUUUUUCUCGACGAAAUCGAGGACCUGCGCAGACGGGAGCUCCAGCUGCACAAGGAAAACGAAAUGCUGCGACGACGAGUAAUGCAAUGCCCAUCAACUUUGUUCUGUUUUUUGAAUCACACAAGGAAAAAUCCUGCUUCUUUCGCAGCUUGCCGACCAUGCGCAGGGAAGCGUCAACCCACUGGAGACAAGGGAACCUCCAAGCUUCGGAAAUGCGUCCUUGUCCUUGUCUUCGAGCAGAUCACAGCAACAACACAAGCAGCAGCAGCAGCAGCAGCAGAAGCAGGCUCAGCAGCAGGCAAUUUCGCAGCAAAUGCAGAUUCAUAUCCAGAAGCAGCAGCAGCAGCAGCAGCAGAGCAGCUUGAGCGACCAAAACCUUCAGACCUCAUUACAGCUUGGUAUAUCACUGUAUGUGUGAGUGCAGGCUGUAUGAGCCGAACCUGGGCGGGCGGCGUUCGUCGCUGAUUCAAGCGUCAUCAGACAGCAGCCAUUGAUCAUGAUCAGCACCGGUUGAACCCCGUGACUAAAAUAACCAGCCACAAUGACCAACAUCCAUUACAAGUGGAUUCUACUUUUACAAGAAAGCUUAAGUAUGAUGUAGAGUAAACAAGUUCUCUUCCGGCCCGGGAUUUGUGGAUCGGUCACUCCAGAGAGUUUUUUACCGCAAAUUGAGAUCGAGAGAGUUUUCGGUUCAGCUGAUGUUUUCGAUCAAAUGGAUCGAAUGGUGAGUGCAUUGAAGUGGUCUGGCCAGCAACCAGCAAAAACAAAGUGAUAGCACAUUCCUUGUGUCAUAUAGGCAAAACAUUUUUAUGCUUGGAGAUCAAGAGGAAAAUUAUUACGUUUCAUA
Messenger RNA from Selaginella moellendorffii, 2432 nucleotides. RefSeq names its product MADS-box transcription factor 23. Gene Ontology annotation, biological process: positive regulation of transcription by RNA polymerase II. Bases 1001 to 2050 code for a protein of 349 amino acids. NCBI's taxonomy places the organism in Eukaryota, Viridiplantae, Streptophyta, Lycopodiopsida, Selaginellales, Selaginellaceae. The record is from RefSeq and is a predicted model, not a curated record. The transcript is spliced from 7 exons. Gene Ontology annotation, molecular function: DNA-binding transcription factor activity, RNA polymerase II-specific; protein dimerization activity; RNA polymerase II cis-regulatory region sequence-specific DNA binding. Gene Ontology annotation, cellular component: nucleus.